AACAGUGUUUCUAUUUUUAAAAUCUCGCAAUGAAUUACACAAGUAAAAAGAAUAUUAUUAUCAUCGUCAUUUGAAAUUUGUUAUAUUAAAAGAACAGACUCCACGCAUCAGUGAAUGUUUGCCAAAACUCCGCUACUCCUCCAUAUGCUCCCGCCUGGAAACGUAGACAACAUUAUUGUAUUUGACGAGAGAAACGUUAAGCAGACAACGAAACAAAACAAACAAAAAAAAACUACAGCUACCAGAAGCCUACAGCACGUUUUAAAAUAACGUAAGGACGUCAAUACGUGUACGUGAAGAAAGUGGAAUGUGGCGCAAAUUAGCCAAUGAAUGCCAAGCGGCAGAAGCAACUCACGCGAGAUUUUGCUUGAAUUUCCAGGCGGGAGCGUGGUUUUAAAAACAACAGUUCAGUGCGCGGUGGCGCUCUAACUGUAAUAUAACUUUGAUUUGAUCGAUGCGAUACGCAAACAGUUAAGACGUUUUCAACCCAACACAUUUCUACCUGCACCGAGGAAUCAUCGUCUUUCAUAUUCUCUGAGAAAAAGGUUGAAUAAAAAUGAAUUCCCCAGACGAAGAUGUCAGCGUGCGCACCUUGCUGAAAGCUGUGAUGAGUACAGAGCCCGAUCAGACUCCCGUGCGGGUGACGCGCAGACAAACAAAGCUGGAGAGUGGCCAUUCUAAAAGGAGGAGUGCAAGACUGCAGAGGCUCGACAUUGGACUCAUGUCUCCCUCACUUGCCCUCCGCAGUAAACAGAAACAGAAGAUACUACAGAGUGGGAUCAAAUCUCCACAACCUGGAAGGACUAAAAGGACAUCGAAGGGGAACAAACCAUUGAUCUGCCCCGGAGUGCUGGGGAACCAAGAGGACCUGGAUGAAUUCACACCGAGAGGUCUUCUCCGAAAGAUCAUUCUAACACAACCUGACAGUUCGCUGGUGAUUCCUAACAGACCUGUGAGGGAUGAUGACCAUGAGCAGGCGUCCAGUCCAGGAGCUUCCAGGCCCAGCACUGAGACUUUUAAUGUAGAUCUACCUGAUCUGUCCACCGGUAAUAUUACUGCAUUUGUCAAAGGAAUCAGCAGAAAAAGACCCAAGAAAAAAAUCAGCGUCACUGUGUUUGAAAAAGACAUGGAAGCGAUGCCACUGCAGGUAGCAGAAAAUCAACAGCAAGAGCCAACUGAGAGCAUCUCAGUUUUAUCUGCAGGCACUGCUUCAUUCAGUUCCUUCAACCUCUCUCUCAAAACUCCAGUCGAGGAAGAAGACCCCAAAAACCAUGGACUGCGCCGGAGGGCCCCCAAACGCAAAGCCAUCAGCAUCGAGGAUUUUGAAGAAGGGGUGCAAAAUUAUUUACACAAGAAAAUGGCAGGUCUGGAAAAAAGUUGCGUGGACCCCCAGAAAGUGCUCUGUGAGACGCCGGGCAUGGAGAAAUUCACCCUGGGUCUCAGUGCUGCCCUGCCCCCUGAUCUGACAGGAAUUGCUUUCAACAACACUGAACUCUUUGAGCCGCCUUUCUUCAAGUCCCCUAACCUUGCUGGACGGAAUACCCCUGCAGUGCACACAGCCUCCCUGCAUUCAAUCACAGGGGCUGACAGUAUAGAGGAGGAGGAGGAGGAAGGGGUGAGACGGCCAUCUGAGGUCGGGAUGGAGAGAGAAAAGGAGGAGGGAGAAGGGGUGAGACAGCCAUCUGAGGUUUGGAUGGAGGUGGAGGAGAAAGAGGUGGAUGAGAAAGUAGAUGUUGCAGAUGGGCAGGAAGAGGGAGAAGAGAAAGUAGAUGAUACAGAGGAAGACAAAGAGCCAGAGACUGACAGGGAGGUAACACAUGAGAAAAAUGAAAACCAGACUGAAGCAGAGGAGGAGGAGGAGGAGCAGCAGCAGGAGGUGGUAAUAGAUGAUAACGAGGAUGAAGAGGUAGCAGAGGAAAGAGAAGUUGGGGAAGAGGAAGAAAGAGAAUCGGUCCUGGGUGAACCUGAAAACAUGGAAACGGAGCACACAGAGAGGACAGCCGUUCGCUCACAGAUUGAAGUGAAGGAAAUGGAUGUUGACUCGAUGCACAGAGGAAAAGAAUACAGUGGCAUCUUCACCGGGAACAGGGGAGAUCUGGUUAAAGUAUUUGAGAGCCCUGCAGCUUCUAGACAGAUUGACAGGCAGCCUGAAUCUGCAGUUCACAUAUUCCAGCAUGCUGAGCAGAGGAGAGCAAGCCAGACGGGGGGUCCCACGUAUUCCGUGAAUGAUCCCACCAAUACCACUUCACUGAACCAGAUGCAGUUUACCCCUGUUGUGGAACCGAGCACACCGUUUGCCCCUGAGGCAUCUGAGAGUGGAAGAUCAAGUGCUCCAGGGACGCCGCGCGAAUCUGAGAGGCUGAGUAGCCCACCCUCAGGAGGGGCCCCUGCCCAAGAGACCCCACAAACAUCUGCUGGAGGGGCCUUGGGGGCUGAGGAGGAGGAGGAGGAGGAUGAAGAGGAUGAAGCGAGCGAUGGAGCGGAGAGUGUAGAGCUCUCUUUGAAAACUCCAGCUUUCCUGCGUACCAAGAAAUCUGCUGAAACACCUGCUUCCAGCCUGUCCACCCCUGUCUUUCUCAAGGGAAAAGUUACAAGUAAGUCUCUGCCUUCGGCUGAGAAGGCGAAGAAGCCCCAGCAGAAAAAAAACAAAGUGGUGAAAGCAGACAAGGCAACUGGGCUGCCAAAAAGCUUAGUCACCUCUGUCUUCUCACACUUUGCCAAGACAACGGUGUCCCGAGACACCUACCCCAUCCUUCAGCAGUGUUUGGACAAAUAUUUUGACCGUCUCUCUGAUGACCUGGAGGCAUAUGCCAGACAUGCUAAAAGAAAGACCAUUGAAUUGGCUGAUGUGGAGCUUCUCCUUAGAAGGCAGGGGUUUGUUUCUGACAAAAUGCCCUUGAAAGUGCUGAUUGAGCGCCAUCUUCCCAUGGAAUACAGGAAGCUGCUGAUACCUGUGGCUACCAGUGGGAAUCGGGUGAUUCCCAAGAUGUAACUCUGUCCUGCAGAUCUCCCCUCUCCCCAUUGGGCUUCAUCCACAAGCUGUUAGUCACACCUGUAACAAUUGGUCCUGCUGGUGUUCCAUAGCCAAUGCUUUCUGACAUAUUUUAAAUAAGAUUCAGACUUCUUGCCUCUGAUCCAGUUCUUUCUUUGUUGUCUGUCUAUUUUAAAUGUAUUUUAAAAAAUAUUAUUACUAUUGCUAGGCAUUGUGUAUAAUUGUAAUAAAGGUACUCUUUGGAAAUACAAUAAAGAUUAGAAUAUAAAAUAUGAUGAAAUAUGUUUUGCAGAUGUAGAAUACAUUUAAGAGAGAAUUGGAACUGCAGGGACCUGCUGAGAGUGUGUUAGUCUUCUUUUGGCCCAGGCCCCGUCCUCUUGACGUCUGCAGCUAAGAGCUGUUGCAUGGCUGAGUUGACAUCCACAGAGGCAGCCUGCUCCAAGUCCUCCUUCUCUGUCUGGAAAGCCAGGCAGAUGUAGCUUUCCAGAGUCGGGUCGAUGCUUUGAAAGGCAGUCCUCAGGUCAGUUGUUGGAGUUCAAAUCCUCCAAGUGACCCUGCUGGGAUUCUGUGGCUUGGAUCAGCUCCUGGAUCUGUUCCUGGUUUUUCAGCAAGAAGGCUCUGCUUAAUGCUUGCCUGCAAGAAAAAGGAUAAGAAAAAUGGGUGCAUUCUGUUGCGUGCUCAGGAACCAGACAUCUAUAAUGUCUUGAUCUACAGCAUGAUUUCUGUGCUUUGUUAAAGACCAUAUGAUAUAUAUUACAUAUUGUACUUUACAGAAUAAAAAUGACACUUGAGAAAGGUUUGGAAUAUCUCUGUAGAGAAACGCUACAUGAAGACGUGGCAAUUCAUCUCGCCUGAAUUUCUCCUUGCGCAGGGAGCCCUUCUCUGAGGAAUCACUGUGCAUCUGCUCUUUUAACAGGUGAGAGAUCAGGUGAAUCUGGCUGUGAUACACACCUUCAU
Messenger RNA from Polyodon spathula (Mississippi paddlefish), 3949 nucleotides. RefSeq names its product centromere protein T (gene cenpt). NCBI's taxonomy places the organism in Eukaryota, Metazoa, Chordata, Actinopteri, Acipenseriformes, Polyodontidae. The record is from RefSeq and is a predicted model, not a curated record. Gene Ontology annotation, biological process: chromosome segregation; mitotic cell cycle; kinetochore assembly. Gene Ontology annotation, cellular component: kinetochore. Bases 557 to 2992 code for a protein of 811 amino acids. Gene Ontology annotation, molecular function: protein heterodimerization activity; DNA binding. The transcript is spliced from 14 exons.